Penicillium chermesinum is the source of this 1689-nucleotide messenger RNA. Its product is annotated as hexokinase family protein. The record is from RefSeq and is a predicted model, not a curated record. Lineage: Eukaryota; Fungi; Ascomycota; Eurotiomycetes; Eurotiales; Aspergillaceae. The transcript has 2 exons. Gene Ontology annotation, cellular component: mitochondrion; cytosol. Bases 1 to 1689 code for a protein of 562 amino acids. Gene Ontology annotation, molecular function: ATP binding; mannokinase activity; glucokinase activity. Gene Ontology annotation, biological process: glycolytic process; glucose 6-phosphate metabolic process; intracellular glucose homeostasis.
AUGGCUAGAACAGACCCCGGUCUAGAGGCCUUCCUCGCACCCUUGAAAGUCGAUGUCGACCGGCUCUACGGUCUGUCUUGCAGUCUGUCUCGGGUGUAUCGUGAAUUGGCUGCAGACUCCUCGGACCAGUUCUUCCCCACUGCGACAACACGGCUGCCAAACGGCCAUGAAAAAGGCCGGUAUCUCGCAGUCUAUCUGGGUCUACACUAUCUCCGGGUGGCCUUUAUCGAGCUGCUAGGCGAGGAGCAAGUAGGCAAACACUCGCACGUCCGGCGCACGCUGGAGAAGGCAUGGCCGAUCGAGAAGCGGUUGCGCCAAGACCAGCCUGACUCGCUAUUUGCGUGGAUUGGCGACUGCAUCGCGGAGGUCAUCCACGAUGAUCUCGCCAAUACUAAAGGCGACGUACCCGAAGAGAUCACCAUGGGGAUCUCAUUCUGUUUCCCAAUUAAGCAAAAAUUCAUGAAUGAAGCCAUCCUAAUGGCCACAGGCAAAGGGUUUGUCAUGAAAACCUCUCUAAACCUCCGGCAAGCUCUCCUGGAUGGGUAUGAGUGUCAUACGAGGCGUUCGGACGAGGAUGAUGCGGAGAUACGCACUAAACGGCAGAAGAGAUAUUGUCUUCCUAAAUUGAAGAUCGCCGUCAUGACUAACGAUACUAUAUCAACUCUGGCGUCCUUGGCGUACUCAAUCCGUGCCCUGCCGAAUACCAGGGUAGUGAUGGGGUUGAUUGUAGGAGCUGGGUGCAAUUCUGCAGUGCCCAUGAAAUUGACCGAUUUACAAGAGGCUAAGAUCCGGCAUGUCCGGGAAAGGGAUCCUGAGGCAACGGAGUCCAUCGUUUCGACCGAAUGGACUCUGAGAGGCGCAUCCGCCCCAUUGAAAGAACUCAAUCUGUUUACAAAAUGGGACCUUCAGCUCGAAGCCCGAGCCAAUCGCCCAGGGUUCCAGCCAUUGGAAUACAUGGUGGGGGGCCGCUAUGUGGGCGAGCUGGUGCGGAUCAUUUGUUACGACUGGUUUCAUGAGACUAAAAAGAUACCACGAGAAUCACUACCCGAAAAGCUAGUGGAAGAAUAUGCCUUAACUACCGACUUUCUCUCUCUGGUGGUAGCGUCUAGUCAUUCAGACCAGGCGCUUGCAGAGGAGCUUUCGCACAAGCUUCCCGGGCCUACGGGCAGCUCUUUUAAGUGGUCGCCCGCGUAUGCAGGUUAUCUUCGGGCCAUCGCAGCCGCAGUACAGGAUCGAUCCGCUGCGCUGGUCGCUGCUGCUACCGUUGGCCUGCUUGCUUGCACGCGGGAGAUCCAACUUCAAGAUAAAAAUUCCGAAGGCGUCGACCCUGGAGAUCCGCAAGCAACGGAGGGGGUGAACAAACCCCGGGCUGAUGAACUAGCCAAGCUUUCUCAUCUCGGGGCCCCCACCGGCUGGCUCAAGGGACCGGAGGAGUUGGUCGUGGCGGUCUCAGGAGGUGUCAUCCAGCACUAUCCAUAUUAUAAGCAAACCAUCCAGCGAUAUAUCGACCGAUUAAUUCUCAAUGCCGGGCCCCAGGACGGAGGCAAAAGUGUCUUCCUGCGAGAUGUCAAUGAUGGGGGAAUAAUCGGCGUUGGGGUGCUCGCAGGGACUGUCGCUGGCGAGAUCGAGGAUAUUAUUGGAUCUUCCCUUGAGGAACAGCAUGGCACCGAGGAACGCUUAGUAGGAUAA